Messenger RNA from Anthonomus grandis grandis, 7312 nucleotides. RefSeq names its product calcium-transporting ATPase sarcoplasmic/endoplasmic reticulum type (gene SERCA). Gene Ontology annotation, molecular function: ATP binding; P-type calcium transporter activity; ATP hydrolysis activity. NCBI's taxonomy places the organism in Eukaryota, Metazoa, Arthropoda, Insecta, Coleoptera, Curculionidae. Gene Ontology annotation, biological process: calcium ion transmembrane transport; intracellular calcium ion homeostasis. Bases 193 to 3195 code for a protein of 1000 amino acids. Gene Ontology annotation, cellular component: membrane. The transcript has 13 exons. The record is from RefSeq and is a predicted model, not a curated record.
AAAUCCCGUCGCCCGUUUCGUGAGGAGACCCAGGAAAUACAGUGUUAGUUGCGUUAAUUUGGUCUUCCAUGGGGGCCUAAAAUACUUCGUUCUUUUGUAAAUAUAUAAUAUAUCCACUAACAGUGAUAUAAUAACCGCCGCUACUGGAACGCGGGUUUUGUGAUAAAUCGAAGGGUGAAAAAGUCGGGCACAAUGGAUGACGCACAUAUGAAAACAGUGGAAGAGGUGUUAAAUUAUUUUAAUGCUGAUCCAGAACGAGGACUGUCAAUUGAUCAAGUAAAAAGGAAUCAAGAAAAAUAUGGCCCUAAUGAACUUCCUGCGGAAGAAGGAAAAUCAAUAUGGCAAUUAGUUUUAGAACAGUUUGAUGAUCUUCUAGUCAAGAUUUUAUUAUUAGCUGCAAUUAUAUCUUUUGUAUUAGCUUUAUUUGAAGAACACGAUGGAGCCUUCACAGCAUUCGUAGAACCUUUUGUAAUUCUCCUUAUUCUUAUUGCAAACGCCGUAGUAGGUGUAUGGCAGGAAAGAAAUGCCGAAUCUGCCAUCGAAGCUUUAAAAGAAUAUGAACCCGAAAUGGGUAAAGUCGUGCGAGGCGACAAACCCGGAGUACAAAAAAUCCGUGCGAGGGAAAUCGUGCCCGGCGACAUCGUGGAAGUCUCCGUUGGUGACAAAAUCCCCGCCGACAUCCGUAUCACCAAAAUUUUCUCCACCACCCUGAGGAUCGAUCAGUCGAUCUUGACUGGUGAAUCCGUUUCUGUGAUAAAACACACCGACCCCGUUCCUGACCCCCGCGCCGUCAACCAAGACAAAAAGAACAUCCUCUUCUCCGGUACUAACGUCGCUGCUGGAAAAGCCAGAGGUAUCGUAAUCGGUACCGGACUCGCCACUGCCAUCGGUAAAAUCAGAACAGAAAUGUCCGAAACUGAAGAAAUUAAGACACCUCUACAACAGAAACUCGACGAAUUCGGCGAACAAUUAUCCAAAGUUAUUUCCGUAAUCUGCGUUGCUGUAUGGGCCAUCAACAUCGGUCACUUUAACGACCCAGCUCACGGUGGUUCAUGGAUCAAGGGAGCUGUAUACUAUUUCAAAAUCGCCGUCGCUCUGGCUGUCGCCGCUAUUCCUGAAGGUUUGCCCGCCGUAAUCACCACUUGUCUCGCCCUGGGUACUCGUCGUAUGGCCAAAAAGAACGCCAUCGUCAGGUCUCUUCCUUCCGUUGAAACCCUCGGUUGCACCUCUGUCAUCUGCUCUGACAAAACCGGAACCCUCACCACCAAUCAAAUGUCCGUAUCGCGCAUGUUCAUCUUCGAUAAAGUCGAAGGAGACCAGAGCAGCGUAAGCGAAUUCGAAAUCACCGGUUCCACCUACGAACCUAUCGGAGAGGUCUUCCUCAACGGUCAGAAAGUCAAGUGUUCCGAGUAUGAAGGUUUACAAGAACUGGGUACCAUUUGCAUUAUGUGCAACGACUCCGCUAUUGAUUUCAAUGAGUUCAAACAGUGCUUCGAGAAAGUCGGCGAGGCUACCGAAACUGCCCUGAUUGUAUUAGCUGAGAAAAUGAAUCCAUUCAACGUGAACAAGAGCGGAGACAGACGUCAACAGGCCAUCUGCGUCAGGCAAGACAUUGAAACCAAAUGGAAGAAGGAAUUCACCCUGGAAUUCUCCAGAGAUCGUAAAUCUAUGUCUUCGUAUUGUAUUCCAUUGAAACCAUCUCGUCUUGGAAACGGACCCAAGCUGUUUGUUAAGGGAGCUCCUGAAGGCGUAUUGGAAAGAUGUACCCACGUCAGAGUCGGAUCCCAAAAGGUACCACUCACCAGCAGCAUCAAGAAACGCAUCUUGGAACUCACCGGUUCCUACGGUACCGGCAGAGACACUCUGCGUUGUCUCGCCCUCGCUACCGCCGACAACCCAAUGAAACCCGAGGAAAUGGACCUGGCCGAUUCCACCAAAUUCUACACCUACGAAGUUAACCUCACCUUUGUCGGAGUCGUCGGCAUGUUGGAUCCCCCACGUAAAGAAGUUUUCGAUUCUAUCGUAAGGUGCCGUGCCGCCGGUAUCCGUGUGAUCGUAAUCACCGGUGAUAACAAGGCCACCGCCGAAGCCAUCUGCAGGAGGAUCGGAGUGUUCACCGAAGACGAAGACACCACCGGAAAAUCUUAUUCCGGCAGGGAGUUUGACGAUUUGAGUCCGGCCGAACAGAAGGCGGCGUGCGCUCGUGCCCGUUUGUUCUCCCGUGUGGAACCCGCGCACAAGUCCAAGAUUGUUGAAUAUUUGCAGAGUAUGAAUGAGAUUUCUGCUAUGACCGGUGAUGGUGUAAACGAUGCUCCAGCUUUGAAGAAGGCCGAAAUCGGUAUUGCCAUGGGAUCUGGUACUGCGGUAGCUAAAUCUGCCGCCGAGAUGGUACUCGCCGACGACAACUUCUCGUCAAUCGUAGCCGCUGUAGAAGAGGGUCGUGCCAUUUACAACAACAUGAAACAGUUUAUCCGUUAUUUGAUCUCGUCCAACAUUGGUGAAGUAGUAUCAAUUUUCUUGACCGCCGCCCUCGGUCUGCCCGAAGCUCUGAUUCCCGUACAACUGUUGUGGGUCAACCUGGUAACUGACGGUCUGCCCGCCACCGCCCUCGGCUUCAAUCCCCCAGACUUGGACAUCAUGGACAAACCACCACGUAAAGCCGACGAAUCUCUUAUCUCCGGAUGGUUGUUCUUCAGGUACCUCGCUAUCGGUGGAUACGUAGGCGCCGCCACCGUAGGCGCUGCCGCCUGGUGGUUCAUGAAUUCCCCCGAAGGACCUCAGAUGAACUACUAUCAAUUGACUCAUCACUUGCAAUGUAUUGGCGGUGGACCCGAAUUCAAAGGAAUUGACUGCAAAGUAUUCACCGACCCACAUCCCAUGACCAUGGCUCUCUCUGUGUUGGUAACGAUUGAAAUGUUGAACGCCAUGAACAGCUUGUCAGAAAACCAAUCUUUGAUCGCCAUGCCCCCAUGGUCCAACAUGUGGUUGAUCGGCUCCAUGGCCCUCUCCUUUACUCUUCACUUUGUCAUCCUUUAUGUGGAUGUACUUUCGGUCGUAUUCCAAGUGUGUCCCCUCACCGUCGAAGAAUGGAUCACCGUAAUGAAAUUCUCGAUCCCGGUCGUGUUACUCGACGAGAGUCUCAAGUUCGUCGCGAGAAAGAUCACUGAUGUACCACAGACGGUACACCGAAUGUGAACGAUUUUUCCGACUCGCCUAAGGACACCUUUGAGUCGUAGCGUGGAGUGACCCUAUCCAGAGUGAACCCCCUUUUAGCACAUUUUGGAUUGUGACACACACACAUACCCUUUUGUUUCCUAAUUUUAAAUCUCUUGACUUUCUUACUAACACUCUUGGUUUUUGUACUAGAUAUGUUACAAUCGUUAGAAUAACACAUUUUUAAAAUAUUAUUCUUAUAUUACUUCUAAUUAUAUUUUUUUGCUGAUAAAAAAACUUUUUGCAGAGAUAUGAUUCAAACAUUUCUGAAUGCAACGCCCUCUAUUAUUUAAUUAACAAAAUGUAUUUUUCCUAAAUAGAAUAAUUACCGGCCUGGCAAAUUUCUUUCUUCGGUGCCAAAAUACCCAUGCAUUUACAUAUGCAAAGAAUUAAGUUGAAGAGAGAACGAUAAUAUUUUGACGAUUCCUGACUUGUGCUAGUAGAGGGGAAGUAGGAGAAACGCUAUCGUUCUAACUUGAACUUAUUUAAAAUUAAUACAUUAAUUUUUCAACGACCGUUUAAUAAUAGGCUUAUUACUCACGCAUUUUAAAUAGAUAAUACCUAAAACUUACCCCGUGAAUAAUCAAUUACUUACUGGUUUGGUUGUCAUAGUAAUUUUAAAUUUUAUAGGAAAAAAACUAGGCAGAAAUCCAAACAGAAAUAUUAUAAAGUGUGCAAAAUAAAAUGCCAGUUAUAAAUCGCGAAGCAAAUACACUGGUGUCUAUCAUUCAUGGGUGGACAAAAACACAAAAUGUGAACUCAUUUCCGGAAAACGUGAUUUUAGUAUAUUUUAAACAACUUUCCUAAAAAUAUAAAUCAUGUUUUGGGCGCAUUAUUCCAUGCAGAAAGUACGUUGGCGUUAAAUAAUAAUAUUCAUAUUGAAAGUUAUUCGAAACUAACUGCAUUUUUGAAAGUCCAACUGCAAGUCCGAGGGAUAUUGUGCAAAAAAAGCCAAAAUCAUUACUUUGGAGUUAAUUAACUAAUAAUUUAAUGAGGCACCAGAUAAGAAUUAUCUGGCAACCAAAGUAAGAAUUUAAAAAAAAACAUGCAUUUGCCGAAGUACUGAGUUGCGGCAGAUGAAAAUAACGGAUAUUAAAGAUCUCGGAUCAGGAUAUUUGUUAAAAUAUUUCAAACACCAAGACAAAAACUCCCAGAACAUUUACGGUAGCUGGUAUCUUUUAUAAAUUAUGUAAAUUUAUUCCUAAGUUCUCAAAAAGGAAAAUAUACCAGACUAUGGAUAUGAACAAAUUUUCUUCAGUGGAGAAGAAGAUGUGCCAAUUUUUCAUACCUACAACCUAAGAGCUAUACACAGGUCAUACACUAAGCAAAACAUCAGCUAUCCUUUUAGAUGGAGGUCGAAUACAACUGCCUUAAAAAGACAUGAGGGGCGGAAAUCCACCUCUACAUAGAAGAUUCACUCAGAAAUAAAACGGAUACUGCAAAUAACAUUUUUCAUUCAGUCCUAUGAUUGAAACCUUUGGUCUAACACUCAAAUUACGAGACAGUUAUAGCACUAACCAAAAACUUUACCCUUGAUACGUGUUUCAUUAGCGAAACACGUGCCGAGAGGAAAAAUAUAGAGUUUUGGUUAGUGGUAAAACUGUCUCAUAAUUUUAUUUUUCAUUCAGUGAAUUACAAUACGAGUAUCAGCACAUAAUCGACUAUUGUACACAUGACACAAAGAAUGAGAUCAAUUUGGGAAAUAAUACUACCUCAACUUUAAAUUUUUCAAAUUAUUUCAAUAUUACUAUAAAUAUUUAUAAGGAAAAGAUAGAAAAUUGAAAAUGUAUUAUAUUUUGACUAUAGCAAAUCGUCAUUACAGAAAGAUCUACUGUGCGGCUAAUCUAAUGUAAAUGCAAGUGAUGCAAAUGCAAAAAAUGUAGUCUAUGUAAUUUUACUUAAGUAAGUGAUAUUUUAUUCUAAUUAUGUGCAGAUUUUUUGGAUACCUUGCAUAAAGGUAAUAGAAAAAGUAUAGUACUCCCAUGUAACAGGCCACUCACUCAUAUGAUUACAACAAAAAAAAAGUAAUAGCUGUCAUUACAUAGCAUUAAUUAACAUAAUACUAUUCCGCACCCAAGACCUUCCUUGGCCAGGCCGGUAUAAUAUUAGGCAUUUAAAAUAUCAACACAAGCCAUAAAAUAAGCCAAAUAUAACGGAAUUUUUAGUGGUAUGAAAAAUCAAGGGAGACAUCCGAUCAAAGUCCGUUAAUAAGUACAUUUUAUAUAUUAAUAGAAAGAGAAAUAUUAGUGGAAUUGUGUACUUUUAAAAAAAUUGUAAUAAAAACGCUUUGUGCGUGGCCAGAGAACUCGCACCACCACGCAAUUGCUUUAGUGUUCACAAUUUGUGCAUUUGAAUUAACAGGCACAAGAAGGGACUUUCUGGUAGAGAAGAGAAGGGGUUUUAAAGCAUGCUGUGUUUUGGGGUUAAAACUGCUCUGAAAAUUUUUUGUUCACAUUUUUUCAAAUUGAGUCUCUAGAGUAAUUCAAGGUACUACUCCCUAGUUCAACGAUUUGCAUAAAAUCCAAAAUCAUUUUCCAAAAAGUUCGUUUUUGGAAAUACCAAAAAUCGUAGGCUGCUACUCGUAUAAAGGAAAUCAAUCACAGAUAAUGCGUUUUUUGAUGAAAUGUCAAAUUAUGAAUUAUUAUCUAGUUCUAAGUUAUUAUCAUUAAAAUUAUGGUUGCAGAAGUUUAAAAAUAUAUGAAAAAAUAAGCAAGUUGCUCAAUCAUUUAGAUUCGCAAUGAACACGUGUAUAAUUGCCAUCCGAUAUUCGGCAUGGGACCUUUGCAGAUGAUGCAAAAUUCUUCUUUCGAGUCAGAUCCUAAUUCCAGUGGUGCCAAUAAUGGGCGAUGACUACUACUGAUGAUUUGACUGCUUUGUCCAUCUUCUUCUGUUCCUUCUUGGAAUCUUCGGUUCGCUGCAUUUCAGCUUUAUCUCGUAUGAUGGUCACACUUUCUGGUGAAGUCAAUAUGGUGCUUUUCAUUGGCUUGCGACCAUAAUUCGAUUUAUUUACCGGAGUAACACGCUUUAUGGGGCCAACUUCCUUCAAUGCAUGGGCAAUGGAUGCGCUUCAUAUGCUUGGCAUCGAUGAUGCACCUGAUAUGCUGGCUUUUUCAGAAGCAGAUGUUGUUACUUCUUUAUAAGUAACUGUUUUAAUCACAUCACCACCAACCAUUAUAACGCGUUGAUCAUUACCUUCAUUUAAAUUGUCUCUUUUUCCACAUUCAGUUUAGCAGGAACAAAAUCUUCAGCAGUGAAAACAGCAGAGUUAUGUUCACAAUUCCGUUCUAGUAACGGGGACAAUAUUAAAAAACUCCAACAAAGAGUGCGAUUCAAUUUUGACACUGACAAACAUCGUUUUAAACGAGCUUAUGGUUAUAUCGAGUGUCUGUACUAUAAUAUCAAGCAUAUCGAAAUUCAUUGAAAUUCAGUGAAAAUCUUUGAAAUUGAACUUAAUAUUCGAAUUAUUCAUAAAUAAUGUUUACUACAAUUUUAGGUUUACAUCUGUCAUAUUUGUUGUGCUUCAAAAGCCUAAUGAAUAAUGUUCAUUUUGUGUGUAUUCACCCUUUUUAAUACGAUUCAAAAUAUUUAUGAAAAUGUAAAAAUACGAAUACUCCAAAAAAAUGUUUGAGCAAAAUGUCAAACACACUGUCUCGAGAGAUACGUAGAAACGUGCUUUUGAGACGAGUACUGUACACUUUUCUGCGUUAUCAGAAUUUUUGCAUUAGUUUAGAUUAUUCAAACAUGUUCCUUUAGGUUUGAGUCAUAUCUCUUGAAAGUAAUAAAUUAAUUAAUUCUAUGACGCCAUUAAGCAUUUUAAUAGAAAUGGAGAUUUGAAGUGUACUUUAAAUAUUAUCCAAUCUCAUUAUUAAUGAUUUAAUCAUAACUGCAAAGAGGUUGUCGAUGAAAUUUUUUUAUUGUAUGUAACAUAUCUAGUAAAACCACCUUUUCUUGACUAGCACGUCGAUUAUAUCAAAGAUCAUUGAUUCUUAAACCGCCUUUAUAUUUUUCAGUUGGUGAAGUGGUAGUAGAUAGAUGGUAAAUGCUACUUCUUCAAGAAUCCCGGCACAACGCUUUUUCAUUAAACUACUUGAUUUUGUCU